Molecule: messenger RNA, 1359 nt
Organism: Guillardia theta CCMP2712
Lineage: Eukaryota; Cryptophyceae; Pyrenomonadales; Geminigeraceae
Exons: 9
Coding region: 1-1359 (452 amino acids)
Source: RefSeq, a predicted model, not a curated record
AUGCAAGCAGUCGAGUGGGACCAUUAUCAGCAGGACAUCACGAGCGAUCGAAGAGCAUUGAAGAGACAACGCCAGAAACAAUGCAAGUCAAAGGAACGCUCGAUCACGAGCAACCUCAUAGGUCAGUUGGAUGCGAUGACGCCGGUGAAACGUCCGGCCGAGCUGUCAGCUCUUGGACAGCUGUCAUCGGGAAGAAAUCGAGCCCAGCUCCUUUCAGAUGUCAUUGCUCAUGUCAGGGAAGUGAACAAAUUCCGCUCACGUGAUCUUGCGGAUGCAUCCGCAGAUUCUAGCGAAGCUGCCGAGAGGCCUAGUAGACUUCUCUCGAGCUGCGGAGGGGAGGCCCUCAUUGAAGCCUUGCUCACAAGCCAUGUAGAUCGAAUCGUCGUAGUGGAACUCCCAAGCUGGAGGAUAUGCAGGAUGAGCGUCGCCUUCGAGAACGACUACCGCGAAUCAGUGUUCAGCCCAACCCUCGUUGGACAGAGCUUGAUGCACUUUGUGGAAAGCAGCUACAUUGACAGGAUGCGGGACUUCGCCAGGAGAUUGCGGAGUAAUCAGAGCCUAGGAAUGCAGCAGGAAAGACGAUUGAGCAGUCGAAUCGACGUAAUGUUUAGAGUGUUCCGAAGACACAACAUCGUGACGGUGGGAUCGUCGAUUGUGCCGUUGUGGGCAAGAUAUGGGGGGAUUGGAAUCUUUGUGAUAGAAGGAAGAAUGGAAAGAGUAACAGAACCUGACUGGAUCAGGCUCAACUUGCGGCCUCUGUUUGGAGUCUAUCUGUUUAGUCCAGAGGGCUCCAACUCAGCACCCUGGAGAGUGGACGCGGCCAUGACAUCAUACGGCUUUCCCAGCGAAAGGAACUUCCUUUCGCUAUACAUGCCAGCUUUACACAACACGGAAGAGUCAACGUCGAUCAUCCAGUGGAUAAAAGAAGGAGCCAUGGCUCGUCUAGCUUCAGUGCAGGAGGCUAUUUUUGCAUUCUUAGCCACAAAGCAUGAAGCACAUAUGAUGUUCGACCCGGAUAGCAGUGGGAGGAUAUGCGCUCAUAUCCACGUGCGGAUUGCUCUGCCACGGAUGUUUGGAGGGUUCAAGUCGUCGUGGACUUGCCUACUCAAACAGCCGUUGGAUGGCACAGCAGUGAAAGAAAUGGGAGGACACUGGAUGGCGCGCGAAGACAUGUUCAAGUUUACGGCUUUCUUCAUGAGAGUGGGAGACAAGACUUGGACCUUCGCAUCGGGUCUGAUUCAGCAUGAAGGACAGGUUUUCAAAGAUCCACUCGAGGAGCCGUACAGAUAUUCUUACCUAGUGAAAAGGGUAGGAGAGGCAGAUGUGACUCUUGUUGGCUUACUUGCGGAUCACGAGUAA